UAUUGAAAGAACUGCCCACUGGUCUGCUGAAAACUUUGGCUGUUUCAAUGUGGCUCCCUGCUCUCCUGGAAUGCAGUUCACUUUUGAAAGGAACUUUGUGCUGUCAAGAGGAUAGAUUUUCCUCUCCUCUGGGAGGCAGGCUUCCCCCCCCCCCUUCUGUUAGCUUUCCGAGCGGCGAGUUUUCGACUUUUGAAUCGAAAGCUUGUGCAGUCCUAGUCUGAAAAAGUAGGCAGGGACAAUGGAGGAAACUGAAAGCCAGAAAUCUGAGCCGCUCCUGACUUGUCCAAGAGACAGCAGACAGAUGAAGGACCAGGCGAGACGCAAUGUGCACGGAGCCUCAUUAGACGAUGCUGAGUGCCUAUGGCCUAAGGAACUCGUCGCUUCUGGAACCUGCCAGACGCCCAGUUCAAAGGCAGGCCGCAACAUUCCUCGGAGACAUACCGUAGGGGGCCCUCGGAGUUCUAAAGAAAUUCUGGGAAUGCAGACAUCAGAUAUGGACAAGAAGAGAGAAGCUUUUCUGGAGCACCUAAAGCAGAAGUAUCCCCAUCAUGCCACCGCGAUAAUGGGCCACCAGGAAAGACUGAGAGAUCAGGCUUUGCAGUGCAUGUUGGUGUCCCUCCAUUCAGAACUUGACAUUCAAAGGUACUUGGUGAAAAUUGAAUCCUCCCAGAGAACAAGGAGCCCAAAGCUCUCUCAAAGCCCACAGCCCAGCUUGGCAGAUCAGACCGAAUAUUUUCCAGAGGCGUCUGUCGACUCCCCGGAAAUCAUGUCCGAAGGAGAAUCCCCUUCUCCUUUCUCAAGAGGGAGCCGUAUGCGAGCCAGCCUUCCAGUGGUGAGGACAACAAACCAGACGAAGGAAAGAUCACUUGGUGUUUUAUAUCUUCAAUAUGGAGAUGAAACCAAGCAGCUAAGAAUGCCUAAUGAGAUCACAAGCACAGACACGAUCCGCGCCCUCUUUGUAAGUGCCUUCCCCCAGCAGCUGACCAUGAAAAUGCUGGAGUCCCCCAGUGUGGCGAUAUACAUCAAGGAUGAGAGCAGAAAUAUCUAUUACGAAUUAAGUGAUGUAAGGAACAUUCAAGACCGGUCGUUCCUUAAAGUUUACAACAAAGAUCCUGCACACGCUUUUAAUCAUAUGCCCCGAGCUGUAAAUGGAGAUGUAAGGAUGCAGAGAGAAAUCUUCCCAAAUGCUUCUCGGCCAGGCUCUGCGGCACAUCCUCCGCCUCACGCUCUUCCGACCUCUCCGCCUGCUACGCCGGUGCCCCACUCCAUGCCCCCUUCCCCGUCUAGGAUCCCCUACGGCAACGUCAGGCCCGUCAGCGGCCCCGGCAAUGCGACCAUUCCCAGAGACAGGCUUUCGGGCAUGCCGGCUUCCAGAUCCAUCUCACCGAGCCCCAGUGCCAUCUUGGAACGAAGGGACGUGAAGCCUGAUGAGGACAUGAGUAACAAAACCCUCACUCUUUUCCGUAACGAAGGGCUGUAUGCCGACCCCUACUUGUAUCACGAGGGCCGGAUGAGCAUUGCGGGCUCUCAUGCUGGACACCCUCUCGACGUACCUGACCACGUCAUUGCCUACCAACGUAGCACAAUGAGGUCUUCAAGCACUUACUGUAAUCCUCCCAUGCCACCUGAAAUGAUGGAGCAAUCGCUGUACCGGCAAAAAUCCAGGAAAUACCCCGACAGCCACUUGCCGACACUGGGUUCCAAAACACCUCCUGCCUCUCCUCACAGAGUGGCCGACGUGCGGAUGAUAGACAUUCACACCCAUCAUAAUGCCCAAGUGGGAGGCCCUCACACCAUCCACCUUGACAGGUCAUCUCCUGGCCGCCAAUCGCUCAAGAAGGACCCAGGGACUCCUGUGUAUGUGGAAGCCAAAGCACGAAAUGCUGCCAUGGGUUUACCUGGCAUGGCUGAGGUAGUCCCAGCGAUACCUGACAAGAAGUCUUUUGGUUAUGGGACAGCGGUGAUACCCAAAGAGAAUGAGACCAGAGAGAGGAUGCAAGCCAUGGAGAAACAGAUUGCCAGCUUAACUGGUCUUGUUCAGACUGCGCUUUUAAAAGGGCCAAAUACAAGUAAUAGCAAAGAUGCUUCUAGUGAGAAGAUGGUGAAAACUGUCUCCAGUAAAAGCAACACUGAGAAGUCAGGAUCUGCUCAUGUAUCUAGUGGGAAGAAUUCCUUAGCAGCCAUGGAGGCCGUCACCUCGAGCCUCAGUCCCUCCAUCCCGGCGGGCUCCACAGCCAUGCAAGUCAGCCUCUUCGACAUAAAGCGCAACGUGUCGGAUCUCCGCCUCCAGCUGCGCCAGAUGAGACAACUACAGCUGCAGAACCAGGAGACGCUGAGGGCCAUGGUGAAGAAAGCCGAGCUGGAAAUCAAUGACAAAGUGAUCGAAAGGGCAAAGCGGCUUGAAGAUCCCGUGCAACGGCAGCGCCACCUGGUGGAGCAGGAAAGGCAGAAAUACCUCCACGAAGCGGAAAGGAUUGUGAAGAGCUUGUGUGAGCUUGAAAGUUUUGUUGAAGAUCUGAAGAAGGAAUCCAGGGCGGCUAACCGGAUAGUUACGCUGAAAGAUGUCGAAGAUGGCGCUUUUCUCCUACGGCAAGUUGGAGAAGCCGUCGCCACCCUCAAAGGUGAAUUUCCAACAUUGCAGAAUAAAAUGCGAGCCAUUCUUCGUAUUGAGGUGGAAGCUGUGAGAUUUUUAAAGGAGGAACCCCAUAAGCUAGACAUCUUACUGAAGAGAGUCCGGAGCAUGACUGAUACCCUAACUACCCUCCGGAGGCACGUUACAGAUGGUCUGCUUAAAGGUGUGGAUCCCUCCCAAGCUGCGCAGUACAACGCCAUGGAGAAAGCCACAGCAGCCGAAGUUCUGAGGAACCAAGAAGACAUCACAAACAGCCCCACUUGCCUGGAGCAAAAAGUGACCGAAGCCCCGGCGGAGCCGUCUGUCAAGUCAGAGGCAAUCCCUGUUUCCACGAUGACGGUCCACCAUGCUCAAAGCUCUCCGGUGGUCAUCCAUCCGUCUCAGCAUUCAUCAGCCUUGGUCAGUCAUGCCCCAAUGUCUCCACCGGCAAACAGCCCCGCAGGAGGGUCAUCUGGGUCAACACACCCAACCUCUCCCAUGCCAGAGUCUGCAACUGUGAUGGCAACUGCUACCCAGCAGCCCCAGGCACCUCACUCGCCCCACGUUUCAGUGAACGGCUCCACCAUGCAAAGCCUUUUUAUUGAAGAACUUCACAGUGCCAGUACGAGGAACAGAGCUCUAUCAAUCGAGAAAGCAGAGAAGAAAUGGGAAGAGAAGCGGCAGAACCGGGACCACUAUAAUGGAAAAGAGUUCGAAAAACUCCUAGAAGAAGCACAAGCAAAUAUCAUGAAGUCCAUCCCAAACCUCGAGAUGCCUCCACAAGCCACAGCUGAUACAACCGAAAAACUAGAAGUCUCCGAAGAGACUCCAAACACAGAACAGGACACCGAAAAGCCAGUGAAGUCUCCGCCACCUCCGCCUCCACGUCGCAGCUACCUGCUAGGACCUGGACUAAGCACAAGACUGGGUGAAGUCACUUACGUGACCAGGAAAGACAGCACUACGGCCAAGGAAAGCAGUGAAGAUGCACAGCACAAAGUCUCUAAAGAAGAUCACGGUGCCCCUCAGGCUCUGAGCACAGCCAGAGUUCCACCUGCAAAAGACGAGGAAGAAGAGGAAGGAGAUAGAAUAAUGGCAGAACUACAGGCUUUCCAGAAGUGCUCUUACAUGGAUGUAAACUCAAACAGUCAUGUUGAACAGUCCAGAAAUGACACACACACAAAAGAUGCAAGGCAUGUGGCCUUAACACAUCCCAAGGAGAAGAAGGUGUAUGGGGAGGCAACAAAAGAUAGUGACCAUCCCAAGGACAAGACUGAUGGGAGAACAGAAGAGAUGGUCUUGCAUGCUUCCAGCAUCACUGAAAACUCUGUCUUCAGCAAAGAUUUGCUUUUGGAGAAUAAGGAGUAUGCCCCCCCAAGUUCUUUUAGGCCAAACACAAACAUCUCCAAUGUGUUAGAAAAUGAUGAAAGGAAAAAGGGGGCCGAAGAGCCACAAUGUCCACCAGCAGAAGCUGCAAGACAAAAGCUAAACUAUGGCAUAGUAAGAGAGACUGGCCAUGGUGCAUCACAGAAUGAGCUCCUAGAAGGUGAAGGGGCCCCCCUGGUCCGACAAACAGAUUCACAGCCCCAGGAGAUUUCAUUAGCUCCUAAAUCACCCCAUGAGCAAGAAAUGCCUGUUAGUGGCUAUAGUCAGGUUGUACUAAGGCAUAAGGUAUCUAGGAACAUUACCUUAAAUGAUAUUGAUGAGGUAGAGUCUCCAGCUAGCUCUCCAGGUGAAGAAAACCCACCAUCAGAGAACAUUGCUUUCAUGAUUACCAAAACAGCAGUCCAGUUUCUGUCUAGCGGAGAGGUCCAUGAUAUAGUAAACAGGAAGGGAGAAGAUGUGCAGACUGUUAACAUUGAUUCCAAAAAGGAAGCAGCGUCCCAGCAAGGCAGGCUGGAGAAUCCAGAGAAUGACGAACCAGUUGUUUGCUUGGACAAAAAACCCGUCAUCAUUAUUUUUGAUGAACCAAUGGAUAUCAGAUCAGCUUAUAAAAGACUUUCAACCAUAUUUGAGGAAUGUGAUGAAGAGCUGGAAAAAAUGAUGACUGAAGACAAGAUAGAGGAAGAGGAAGAAAAUGAAGAAUCUGAUACUCCUGAUCCUCAUAAUGCAGGAGUUGUCCAAACUGAUAGUACUAGUAAGGGACUUUCGGCUGAUAGUACAAGGGAUCACAGGCCUGAGCAGCAGUUUGGGCUCCAUUCUCCAUCUGGUUCAUCAACUCAAACCACACCAUCGGAAGGGCAAGAAAGAGACAAGAUGGAUCUCGGGAAAUUGAGUUACAUUUACGGGCCACAUCCAGAAUCAAAGCUGGAUGCGCCAGAUGCUAAGAAGAAAUUUAAGUUUAAAUUUCCUAAAAAGCAGCUAGCUGCACUUACUCAGGCAAUACGCACGGGAACUAAAACUGGCAAGAAAACUUUGCAAGUGGUAGUGUAUGAAGAGGAAGAGGAAGACGGCACUCUGAAACAACACAAAGAAGCUAAAAGGUUUGAAAUCCCCAGUUCUCAGCCUGAGGACACUUCUGGGAAGCAAGAGCCAAACAUAUCAGUACAGACUUCCAGGACAGAGGAAAUUAGGAAGAAUACCUACAGGACUCUGGACAGUUUGGAGCAGACGAUUAAGCAACUGGAAAGCACCAUUAGUGAAAUGAGUCCAAAAUCAGUUUCUGAAGCCACAGGUCGAUCAGAGGGAGCUUCCGUCCCAGGCGUUUCCUCACCCAAAGAACCCAUAGCUCUGGAAGAGAGUAACACGGAAGUUGAAUUCCCUCCAUCAAUACCGCCAACUUCACGUAAGGCUUCACCCAGUCCUUCGCAGACCAGCAGAAUGCCAAUCCCCGCAGCCGCAAAAAGUAGGCCGCAAGGAAAUGUGGACAAAACAAGCAAACCACACAAGCUACAGGAUCAACGCCAGUACAGACAGGCUAAUGGAAGUGCUAAGAAAUCUGGUGGGGACUAUAAGGCUACUUCCCCUACCCUGUCUGCUUCAAAAAUUCCAGCCUUUUCUUCCACCUCUGGGAAAAGUAGCUCUGUGUCUAGUGGUGAUAGCACUAACCUUCUGAGCCCACCUACUAAAGCCUCUGUUCCUUCUUCUUCUAACCCUCUCAGUCCUCCAACAGGGCGCCCUACUCAUUCUGCUUCCUUAAUCCCUUCUGUUUCUAAUGGCUCCUUAAAAUUUCAGAAUCCUACUCACACAGGUAAAGGCCACCAUCAUAUUUCCUUCUCAAUACAGACUCAAAAUGGCCGGCCAACCCCUCUUCCUCCAUCUCCCUUUUCCUCCUCCUCCUCCUUCUCCUCUCCCUCUCCCACCUCUCCCACAUCACUGAGUCAAGGUAUGAAGAGCAUCCGGUCCAUCCACACACCCAGCUUCACCAGCUACAAGUCCCAGAAUGGAAGUGUCAGCAAACCCUCUCCAUCUUCUACCAUCACCAAGGAGUCAUCUUAAAAGUCAUAUUACUGGCCUGCCAAGUUCACCAAAGUCUUCUCAGUUGCUGAUAUCACUACAACCAAUAUCGUAGCCAAGGAAUAUGUACCAAUCUUGCUGUAUCAUUAUCAGGCUUAAUACUAGAUUUGUGCUAAAUACUGGGUUGAUAUUAUAAAUUAGAGACAAAAGUAGUUUUGUAAGCAUUCGUUGCUGUUGGAACACCAGAGUGGAGUGUGUGUGUGUGUGUGUUGUGGGGUGGGGGUUACAAAACUGUUACAAAAAAUACAGAGGGGUAUGAGUGAACUCAAAGUAUGUGUGCACAGAAAUUUAUCAAGCAUGAAAAAAUGUAUUAAAAAGUGAAUUGUUUUGUAUAAAGCUAUUUUUAAGUACAAGAACUUAACAUCGUGUGAUAAUGCAAAAUUAUAAAACUGAAACUAAAAUAUUUUUCUUUUAUUUUAGUGUUAUUUAGAUUUGUUACAGAUUUCUAUUUUUGUCAACAACAACAACAAAAGCCUUCAUGGUUACUUUCAAAAAUCUUUUUUGCCAAAACAUUUGAUACUAUUAUAAUGUACAUUUGAUAGAGUAUGCUGAACACUUCCUUUGCACAAGCCACAGAGUUAAGAUGGACACUGAUGUUUAAGAGGCAACCUUACCUAUUGCACUGCCAUUCAGAUUAUAUUUAAUAAUUUGCGAUGCCAAGGGAAAAAUUGUUUUUACAUUAAUGCAUUUGCUGAUUCCUUUUAGCUAAGUCUCUUCUUCCUUCAUUUUCCAUUUUAUUGAGAACUGGGUAAAUCAUGUAGUAUUGCAAUGUGGAUUAUUUUUAAGUGUACACUUCUGUACUGUUCUGUAUAAUGGAAAACCUUUGUACAUAUUAUAAUAUAAAUAUAUAUAUAAAUAUAAAUAUAAAUACUGUAUGUGGCUGGGCACAUAGAGUAGUUUUCAACACCAAAGGUCCAUUUUAUGCAUGGUUCUAAAGUCUGCUUUGGGAAAAGGUCUAUACGAGGCAUUUGCGGGGAGGGGAACCAAGGGUGUUUUAAAAAGCAACUUGUGUGCAAAACUAGAGUGCUCUUUUGUAAAUAUCUUAUUUGUACAACUCCAUAAUAUAAUAUACAGAUGCAAAAAAAAACCCUUUGCAAAAAUAAAGGGCUGCAUGCUUACA
Molecule: messenger RNA, 7187 nt
Organism: Elgaria multicarinata webbii
Lineage: Eukaryota; Metazoa; Chordata; Lepidosauria; Squamata; Anguidae
Product: KIAA1217 ortholog
Exons: 21
Coding region: 239-6049 (1936 amino acids)
Cellular component (GO): cytoplasm
Source: RefSeq, a predicted model, not a curated record